Molecule: messenger RNA, 933 nt
Organism: Rotaria sp. Silwood1
Lineage: Eukaryota; Metazoa; Rotifera; Eurotatoria; Philodinida; Philodinidae
Source: the annotation of a GenBank genome assembly
AUGCGUGCAAGUUCCAUUGAUAUUCAUCCGAAUGCAAAAUGGGCACAGAAUGGUAUCCCUGUUGCUGGAGGAAAUGGAAAAGGCAGUAAAACCAAUCAACUCGAUCGGCCAUGGGGUUUGUACGUCGAUGAUGAUCAAACGAUUUAUGUCGUUGAUGAGUGGAAUCAUCGUAUUGUGGAAUGGAAAUAUGGUGCAACGAAUGGAAAAGUAGUUGCUGGUGGAAAUGGAGAAGGAAAUGGAGCUCAUCAGUUAAGUUUCCCAUAUGAUGUGAUUAUCGACAAAGAGAGCGAUAGUCUCAUCAUCAGCGAUUACGGGAAUAGAAGAGUAGUUCGAUGGCCUCGUCGAAAUGGUACUCGUGGAGAAACAAUUAUUUCAAAUAUCGCUUGCUGGGGUUUGACAAUGGACGACAAUGGUUCUCUCUAUGUCGUUGACAAUGAAAAAUAUGAAGUGAGACGAAAUAAAAUUGGUGACACUAAAGCGACAGUAGUUGCAGGUGGUAAUGGAAAAGGAAAUCGUCUCGAUCAACUCUCUUCUCCCCGAUGCGUAUUUGUCGAUCGAGAUCAUUCAGUUUAUGUAUCUGAUAAUGGAAAUCAUCGUGUAAUGAAAUGGGAAGAAGGUGCAAAACAAGGCAUUGUCGUAGCCGGUGGUCAAGAAGGAAGUAGUCUUACACAAUUGUGGAAUCCCAAUGGAGUCGUUGUCGAUCAAUUGGGUACUGUCUAUGUGGCUGAUUGUGGGAAUAAUCUAAUUAUGCGUUGGCCAAAAGGAUCCACACAAGGAAGUGUCAUUGUUGGUGGAAACGGUAAAGGAUCACAGUCGAAUCAACUCUAUCGUCCCGUUUGUUUAUCAUUCGAUCGACAUGGCAAUCUCUAUGUCGCCGAAUGGGGAAAUAAUCGAGUACAAAAAUUUAAUAUCGAAACAAAUUCAAUGCGAUGA